Molecule: messenger RNA, 757 nt
Organism: Eriocheir sinensis (Chinese mitten crab)
Lineage: Eukaryota; Metazoa; Arthropoda; Malacostraca; Decapoda; Varunidae
Product: troponin C, isotype gamma-like
Exons: 6
Coding region: 184-636 (150 amino acids)
Molecular function (GO): enzyme regulator activity; calcium ion binding
Source: RefSeq, a predicted model, not a curated record
AAGGCAGGGUGACGGGGCAGGUAUUCCACAACACAAAAAUAGGUGUAAAUAAAAGGAGACGUAGGAGACUAACGUUCGCAUACACGUCCUGAGCUGCGGAGACUAGCGACCUGCACCUCCACCACCACCACCACCACCACCACCACUACUACUACUACUACUACUACUACUACGAGUGUAAAUAUGGAUUCCCUUGAAGCUGAACAGAUCGACGCCCUUCGUAAGGCGUUUGACUCCUUCGACACGGAUAAGAAGGGAGCCAUCACGACAGAGACAGUUGGCACCAUCCUGAGAAUGAUGGGCGUCAAGAUCUCAGAGAAGAACUUGCAGGAGGUGAUAGCCGAGACGGAUGAGGAUGGCUCCGGAGAAUUGGAGUUCGAGGAGUUCUGUUCACUGGCCGCUAAGUUCCUGAUUGAAGAGGACGAGGAAGCCUUGAAGGAGGAACUUAGAGAAGCCUUCCGCAUCUACGACAAGGGCGGUGACGGCUACAUCACCACCGGAGUCUUGAAGGAGAUUCUUCGCGAGCUGGACAACAGGCUGACGGAGGAUGACUUGAACAGCAUCAUUGAAGAGGUGGACGAGGAUGGCUCCGGCACCCUCGACUUUGAUGAGUUUAUGGAAAUGAUGUCUGGAUAGAGAAGAAAGGAAGAGGAGGGAGAAGAGGGAACGGAAGGGAAGGAGAUGGAAGAGGAAAGAGGAGGAAAACGAGAAGAGGAGGAGAGGAAAAGAGAUCUGGGUAAAAGAAGAGAAAAGGAAC